Staurois parvus is the source of this 337-nucleotide messenger RNA. Lineage: Eukaryota; Metazoa; Chordata; Amphibia; Anura; Ranidae. The record is from the annotation of a GenBank genome assembly.
AAAAUGAAAGUUACAGUCCAGAGGUGCCUCAAGACUGUCCAUAAUUUUGAGGCACCCUUUAAAAUUAUGGACAGUCCCAAGGCACCCUUUAAAAUUAUGGACAGUCUUGAGGCUCCCUUUAAAAUUAUGGACAGUCCCAAGGCACCCUUUUAAAAUUAUGAACAGUCUUGAGGCACCCUUUAAAUUUUGGACAGUCCAGAGGCACCCUUUAAAAUUAUGGACAGUCUUGAGGUUCCCUUUAAAAUUUUGGACAGUCUUGAGGCACCCUUUAAAAUUUUGGACAGUCUUGAGGCACCCUUUAAAAUUUUGGACAGUCCAGAGGCACCCUUUAAAAUUG